Botrytis cinerea B05.10 is the source of this 1568-nucleotide messenger RNA. RefSeq lists its product as hypothetical. Gene Ontology annotation, molecular function: NAD binding; NADP binding; oxidoreductase activity, acting on the CH-OH group of donors, NAD or NADP as acceptor. Lineage: Eukaryota; Fungi; Ascomycota; Leotiomycetes; Helotiales; Sclerotiniaceae. The coding region runs from base 513 to 1430 and encodes 305 amino acids. The transcript has 2 exons. The record is from RefSeq and is a predicted model, not a curated record.
GGCAGUGGCCCUCGGAGAGCUAGCAGAGCGUCAUUUGCAGAUAUCUUGGGUCUUUGUAGACAGUAUACAUUCGAUGUUGCAUUUUACAUAUUGCACUUGGUUGUUCCUUCACAGUAUUCUGCCAACACUCGCAUUGUUAGGGCUCAAAAAAAAACCAUAUAUUCUUGCACCAAAACAAGUACGAAGGACUGAAGGACUGAUGUUCAGUCACCAUGAGUGAGUAAUAAAAUCGGCGUGUCCCAAAGUCUUCCCUUGCUUUGUCAACAGUGGGACCAAACGGCUUCAUUCCGGCCGUGUGAUAACAGUAACUCCGAUGUACCAUCAAAAUCGAUGUGAUCAUACAUCUAUAGUAAUAUCGGGACCGAGUGGUUUGUCGUGUAUCUGCACAAAUUCUCUUCAAAGCCGUCUCAAAUCCCAAUUGAGAGAAGACAAUCUAUAUUUUAUCAUUCACACACUAUCACAUUUACUUCGUACAUUCUUGUAUCUUUCAAACCAUACAAAAAUCAUACAGAAUGGGUCUUCAAUUAGCAUGGAUUGGUCUUGGAAACAUGGGUAGAGGCAUGUGCAAGAACCUCGUCGAGAAAGGCAACCUCGAUAACCCCCUCAUAAUCUUCAACCGCACUACCAAACGUGCAGAAGAUCUCAGCUCUUCUCUCCCGUCCGGCAAAUCUACUGUCUCUUCUUCUAUUACCGAUCUCGUCUCAAAAUCCGAUAUCAUCUUCACAUGCGUAGGAGAUGAUGCUGCUAUUAACGAGACAAUCGAUGUCGGAAUCAAGAAUGGCGCUGCUGGGAAACUUUUCGUAGACUGUUCAACUGUUCAUCCAGAUACCACUGAAGAUUUGGCUAAGAGGAUUGGUGCUGCUGGUGGUGACUUUGUUGCGUGCCCUGUUUUCGGUGCUCCUGCUAUGGCGGAAAGUGGCCAGCUCAUCUGCGUACUUGCGGGCCCAAAAGAGUCGGUAGAGAAGGUUAAGCCAUAUACCAAGGGAGUUAUGGGUAAAGCCAUUAUUGAUCUUGGUGGACAGCCAGUUGGGAAAGCUACACUUUUGAAGGUUAUUGGAAAUACCUUUGUAUUCAAUAUGGUUGAGGCUCUUUCCGAAGGCCAUGUGCUUGCAGAGAAAUCUGGAUUGGGCGUAGAGAAUCUUCAUCAACUUGUCGAGACUUUGUUCCCAGGUCCAUAUGCCGCAUACUCAGGUAGAAUGUUGUCGGGCGAUUACCACAAGAGGGAGGAACCAUUAUUUGCUGUCGAUCUGGCUAGAAAAGAUGCAAGACAUGCUAUGACAUUGGCUAAGAACGCCGGUACUCAAAUGAAGGCUCUCGAGGUCGCAGAUGCUCAUUUGGAGGGAGUUAAGAACCAUAAGGGAGAAGCUGGUGACAUUUCUGCUAUUUAUGGAGCUGUUAGACAAGAGGCUGGCUUGAAAUUCGAGAAUUAGAUUGUGAAGUUUGAACCGAUAUUGUAAUUUUACAUAGUGUCAUCGAAAUGACAAGAAAAAAUGUACAUAUAUAUGCGACAAUCAAUUAGAAAUCGUUAGAUCAAUAAUCAGUGAAGAAAUAAUAUAUAGGAAGAUAGA